Ilyonectria robusta is the source of this 577-nucleotide messenger RNA. RefSeq lists its product as uncharacterized. The transcript has a single exon. NCBI's taxonomy places the organism in Eukaryota, Fungi, Ascomycota, Sordariomycetes, Hypocreales, Nectriaceae. The coding region runs from base 14 to 379 and encodes 121 amino acids. The record is from RefSeq and is a predicted model, not a curated record.
CGCGGGUUCCAGAAUGCCGCUUUGCUGUGCCGGCCUGCUUUGCGCUGUUGCGCUGCGUGCGCGUGGAUGUAUGGAUAGGUACCUAGGCGCAAGCCUCUCAACUGCUUUGGGUAGCCCCCGCUUGGUCGGCUUGGUGAGCAAGCUCAUGACCGGCCGGUUCGUGCACCUGAGCCGGGCGGGGGCACGGCGUACUGGUACAUGGCCGUGGCUGCCUCACCAUCCGCGGGACCACCCAGCACAGUGCGGUUGGGCGCUUUCGUCAUGGUUGCCCAUGCCAAACUGGAAAGAAACGCGAUCGGUCUCGAGCCAACCUGUCCGUGAUCUAACGUCGGCGCGUGAUGCGCUCGCACUGUCCCCCCACCCACCCUACAAGUACUAGUACGCAGAUCCUUAUCGACGGGCAACUUGGCAUGCUCUCGUGCUCCAACAAAGGCAACCCAAACCACCACUCCGUCCAUCCCUCACCGACCCAGCCCCGACUUCGCUGCCCAGGUCAUCAUCACAGCCUCCUUUUUUUUUGUUCCCUUAUCCGUCACUUCCUCCCAACACGUCUCAUCUCCCGCCCGGCAUCGCUUUU